AUUAUAUAUAUAUAUAUAUAUAUAUAUAUAUAUAUAUAUAUAUAUAUAUAUAUAUAUAUAUGAGAUGGGGUUAGGGUUAGAGAGAAGGGAGAGAUUCUCCGGUCAACGGCGGUCACAUUUCUUCUACGGCGAAGCACAAUCUGGACGCGAUAUUUACAGUGCUGAGCUCCAAGGAAGAUGGCGUGGACCUGGAAGGGAGUACAGAUACCAAAAAUUGGGUUGGAGAGGCGACAAGAAAGAGAUCAGCUCUUUUGGAUGGAGAUCAAGAACUGGGAUAUCAUAUCCCCGACCUAAAUCCAGGCGAUACCUUGGCCCUUUUGUCAAAGGUUCGACCAUCUUAAUCUCUAUAGAGAGCAAGACAUUCGAGUUCAAGGCUUCAGAUACUAACAUCUCUAUCUCCGAACUCAAGAAUGGUAAUAUUCGAUCUCUCUCUGUCUCCCAUUCUACUGCUAUUUUGCUUAUAGAGUCUUUAAGCCACCCACCUCUUGCUAGGAUGGGGUGGCUUAUCUCAAGGUAUGAAGGAGCCCUCACCACUAAAUCCCACUGGGAUUCAAACAAUUAUGGUGAAUUUGUUAUGCUCAGUGGGGGACUUGAGAUGGACAUGUCUAGAAUUUGCAUCCCAGUAGGUACCAAAAAUGCAGGUAUAAACAUCUUCAUCAAAAGUAUGAAGGAAGCUCUGAAACUCCGUGGGGAGUCCGAGGCAGGGGAUAAGACUGAGACCUAUGUUCGAAGUGAGGAAAUAGGAUCUGUUUCUAUCACUUUUGAGAAUGACAUUAAGGAGCUACAGGCCCAGGGAGGGAAUGAAAAUCAAUUGAUGCAAUCUAUUUCUUCAGACUUAUUUGAGCAGGACAUUGCCUUGGCGUUGAGGGAAGUCAAAAUCACAGAAGAUGUUUCUUAUACUGUACCAGAAGAAGAAAUGAUGAUACAAAGGCUAUUUAAAGCAGCCUUUGAUGCAUAUUUUGAUACCGUCUUCUCAGCUGUAGUGUGCCAAAUCAAAGAGGCAUUAGCUAAGAAAGUGGUGUUGGAAAAACUCAAAACAGGUCUAGUUCACAACAUGUCGGGGAAGACAAUAAGAGCAACUCGAGAAACAGUAAAAGGCGUGGAGAAGGUGCGGAUGGCCCAAAUUGAAGGAUCUAAAUACCCAAUUUUCAUUUCAUUUUGCAGAGCUGAUGAACAGCUGGUUUCCGAGUUCCUCUCAGGAGAUGAGGGUGAAGAUUCUCCGAUUAGUUCUGUUUAAAUCGGCUCAUAAUAUGAGUUGCUGGGCUUAACUUCUGUUUUAGUUCUUUUAUGACUUAUGCUUUUUGGAUUGCACUGAUAAUAAUCUUAGGUGUGGUUUGUUUCUUGGUGCUUUGGUUUUUUGGUCUUCUCUAGAAUCAACAGUUUUGCUGCCUUACUUUUGGGGUUCUCCUAUAAAAACUUCGGAUUUGCUCAGAGGCACUCUAAAUCUUUAUUUGAUGGGUUGGUUGGGUUGGGAGUAAUUGCAAUUGGGUGUGGCUCUUAGUGAGGUCCUCUCAACCAGCUGGAAGGCUAGGCACACAGUACUGGGAAUAAAAGGGGGGCUGAAUGAUUUGGAGUUGAACUGCUCGUCCUUCUCAGGACCUCCUGGUUUCGCAAUUGGCAUGUGGAAGUAACAGUGGUAGGACAGUUUAUAUGCAUCAAGUUGGGAUUA
This is a messenger RNA of Cuscuta campestris, 1669 nucleotides long. The record is from the annotation of a GenBank genome assembly. NCBI's taxonomy places the organism in Eukaryota, Viridiplantae, Streptophyta, Magnoliopsida, Solanales, Convolvulaceae.